Messenger RNA from Contarinia nasturtii (swede midge), 985 nucleotides. RefSeq names its product viral IAP-associated factor homolog (gene viaf). Gene Ontology annotation, biological process: protein folding. The coding region runs from base 133 to 822 and encodes 229 amino acids. The transcript has 3 exons. NCBI's taxonomy places the organism in Eukaryota, Metazoa, Arthropoda, Insecta, Diptera, Cecidomyiidae. The record is from RefSeq and is a predicted model, not a curated record. Gene Ontology annotation, cellular component: cytoplasm.
UCGCAAACAGAUCGUGAAAAGGUAUAUUUUGGUGCAGCAUCAAUUUUUUUUUCUGGUCGAUAUUUUCGAAUUUUGCUUAUUUAUUCAACUUUAUUUGGGAAUUCAUCUCUUAAAAAGGCAACUCAAAACACAAUGUUGGAUCCAAAUGAAGACACUGAAUGGAACGAUAUUUUGCGUUCAAAAGGCAUUUUACCACCAAAAGAGCCUGAAAUCACCGAAGAGUCAUUGGUGAAUAUGGUCGAGCAAGCCAUUGAAAGCAAAAUGAACAACUCAAAGCAAAUGGAUGAUAUGGAUUUGGAUGAGCUCGAUGAAUUGGAAGACUCUGAAGAUGAAGCAAUUUUGUUGGAAUACCGUAAUAAGCGAAUUGCUGAAAUGAAGGCUUUGGCCGAAAAGAGUAAAUUUGGCACGGUUCGUGAGAUCUCCGGCCAAGAUUAUGUGGACGAAGUGAAUAAGGCGGGCGAUGGCAUUCAUGUUGUUUUGCACUUGUACAAGCAGGGCAUUCCAUUGUGCGCAUUAAUCAAUCAAUACAUGAACAAUUUGGCAAUGCGGUACCCACAAACCAAAUUCAUCAAGUCGAUUGCCACAACUUGUAUACCGAACUUCCCGGAGAAAAAUUUACCAAGUAUUUUCAUUUACUUUGAAGGCAACAUAACGAAACAGAUCAUCGGGCCAGUUGAAUUACGUGGGGAAAAAUUAACCGCCGAUGAAUUCGAAUACUUGCUUGGUCAGUACGAUGCAAUCAAAACGGACAUCACAGAAGAUCCACGACAAACAGUUAAAGAUAAAUUGUUUGAAGACUUGGCAAAUACCAACGAUUGGUAGUCAGUUUUGGCACGUAUUCUCAUCAAAAUAUCAUUGCGCAUCAACUCACAUUUGAAAUUUGUAUUCGAUCAAAAUUGUAUUUGUCUUUAUUUAACACCAUUUUUUCUUAAUUUCAUAAAUAAAAAUGAAAUGUGUCAAGCACUUUUUGCUUGCGGCGAGUGAA